This is a messenger RNA of Sphaerodactylus townsendi, 755 nucleotides long. RefSeq names its product potassium/sodium hyperpolarization-activated cyclic nucleotide-gated channel 2-like. The transcript has 4 exons. The record is from RefSeq and is a predicted model, not a curated record. The annotation marks the transcript as partial. Lineage: Eukaryota; Metazoa; Chordata; Lepidosauria; Squamata; Sphaerodactylidae.
UUUUUGUGGAAGUGCACCCUGGGAGCAGCCCCCUUGUGGGAGCAGCCCCCAGCAGGUGGCUCAGCUGGCUUUCCAGACGUACCUGUUCCCUACUUUUGCUGAGGUGUACUUUGUUCUGGCCCACACAAAGCCACGACUGGACCUAAUUUUCCUGUCCCUCAAGGAACUUGGGCCACUCAUUUGUUUUCUGGGGUGUUGUGGGUACAAGCAAGUGGAGCAAUAUAUGUCUUUUCACAAACUGCCUGCGGACUUCCGGCAGAAAAUCCACGACUACUACGAGCAUCGUUACCAAGGCAAGAUGUUUGACGAAGACAGCAUCUUGGAGGAACUCAACGAACCCCUCCGAGAGGAGAUAGUCAACUUCAAUUGCCGAAAGCUGGUGGCCUCUAUGCCACUCUUUGCCAACGCCGACCCCAACUUUGUGACAGCCAUGCUGACGAAGCUGAAGUUCGAGGUCUUCCAACCGGGCGACUACAUCAUCCGCGAAGGAACCAUCGGCAAAAAGAUGUAUUUCAUCCAACACGGCGUGGUCAGCGUCCUUACGAAGGGCAACAAAGAGAUGAAGCUGUCGGACGGCUCCUACUUUGGAGAGAUCUGCCUGCUGACCCGUGGCCGACGAACUGCGAGCGUCCGAGCCGACACCUACUGCCGUCUCUAUUCUCUGUCGGUGGACAACUUCAACGAGGUCCUGGAAGAGUACCCCAUGAUGAGGCGGGCUUUCGAAACGGUUGCCAUUGAUCGCCUCGACCGCAUAG